AUGGACUCCGCUAGACCUCUGAAGGUGUUCUGUGGUAUCUGGCAACAAGCUGUCAUUAGCAGAUCCUUUAAAUCCUGUAAGUUUCAAGAUCCUCCAGUGGCGGCGGCAGUGAGAUCUGCUUUUCGAGACUGCACAGAUGCCCACAACGACUUCUGCUUCCACGGGACCUGCAGGUUCCUAGUGCAAGAGGCCGAACCAUCCUGCAUAUGUAUUCAGGGCUAUGUGGGUACACGUUGUGAGCACGCCGACCUCCUAGCGGUGGUGGCAGCAAAUCAGAAGAAACAGACCAUCACUGCGCUAGUGGUGGUGUCCGUGGUAGCCACAGCUCUGUUGGUUGUUGCCUGUAUAUUAAUGCACUGUUGCAGCUGGAGGAAACAGUGUGAGUGGUGUCGAUCAGUUUUAUGCCGACACGAGAAACCAGACGGCGUCUUCAAAGGAGGAGCAUCAUGCUGCAAGUCAGAGACAGUGGUCUGAGAGAGAUUGCAACAGUCCAAAGGCAAUUUCUUGGCAACAGAACAUCACGGAUCCAGUCUGCUCAACUUACAUCUCAGACUACAGCUGGGGAGCAUAUUUUAACCGGACACAUGUUGGGCUCUAUGACGACACAUGGGAACUCUCUAUCCGGCGUCCCCUGCACAAUGUGAAGCAGUGAUCCUAGGAGGAGCUCACUUCACACUGGAAAUUGAGAAAUAAUUGGAUUCUAAGUAGUCUGGGUGAUUCAUGAAGUGCUACCAGCAGUGGAAGAACUGACCCUCUAAGUGUUGAGUUUAUUUUCGUUACAAAAAGGUUGACUUUGGGUUUGAUUGUUCUAUGAAUGCUCCAUCUGUCGGGUGGAUCUUCAAAACAUUGCAAGUCAAUGCCUUGUAGGCCUACCUGUUGGCAAAAUGGGCAGAAUAUUCAUAUUUUAUUUUAUUCGAAAAGACUGCAAAAGUGUUGCUUUACAUGGACCAUUCUUUAAUAUACCAUGCUGCUGGCAUUUCAGUAUACCGUACAUAGAUAAAUAUCUAGGGACAGCCUGGUGAUAUCCACAGGAGUAGAAAAUCCAUUUUGAGUUAAUUGUUUGAAGAGCAGAAAGCUAUUUUUAUGUUUUAAUCUCAAAUUACCUAAGCAGUGCAUUAGUAUUAACCUUUCAUACAACCUCUUAACUCGGUCAGACUUUUACUCACAGUUCUA
Messenger RNA from Nanorana parkeri, 1173 nucleotides. It is a transcript of the gene TGFA, whose product is annotated as transforming growth factor alpha. The transcript has 5 exons. The record is from RefSeq and is a predicted model, not a curated record. Gene Ontology annotation, biological process: positive regulation of cell population proliferation; epidermal growth factor receptor signaling pathway; positive regulation of mitotic nuclear division. The coding region runs from base 1 to 474 and encodes 157 amino acids. Lineage: Eukaryota; Metazoa; Chordata; Amphibia; Anura; Dicroglossidae.